Messenger RNA from Protopolystoma xenopodis, 372 nucleotides. The record is from the annotation of a GenBank genome assembly. Lineage: Eukaryota; Metazoa; Platyhelminthes; Monogenea; Polystomatidea; Polystomatidae.
ACCGGAGUGAUAAACCCGACCCAGGCCCAAUUCUUUAAGCCUACCUUGAUGGGAUCUAAACUCACCGAUUUUGUUGGAACGUAUCGUGCAAAGCAUUUUCCCAUAUCAAUACGCCUGGCUGCUGCCUGUCGUCAUCUAAUAGAGACGCUUGGCGAACUUGAAGCUUAUGCAGCCAUUUUGGGCCCGAAUGAUAGCCCUACGGCAGGAAAUAAUCGGCCACUGCAUGCAGCUGUGCUGCGACGCUACGAACGUCUCUGGCUACCUCUAGCCGCCAUUCAUGGCCUGACUAGUGGUGCACCAGUUGAUGUCGAAUGGGCUUGGCUCGCUCACAUGAUGGAUCCACUAGCCUAUCGACAAGACUGUCAAAGGUAA